This is a messenger RNA of Centruroides sculpturatus (bark scorpion), 1508 nucleotides long. RefSeq lists its product as uncharacterized. NCBI's taxonomy places the organism in Eukaryota, Metazoa, Arthropoda, Arachnida, Scorpiones, Buthidae. The record is from RefSeq and is a predicted model, not a curated record. The transcript has 2 exons. The coding region runs from base 120 to 1334 and encodes 404 amino acids.
AUUUGGUAAACUGUUGGAUUCCUUUUGUAAAUUAUUUUCUUUUUUGUUGCUGCUCCUAUUCUUUUGUAUAUAUUGUUUAACUGCGCCCUGUACUCCAUCAUCGUAUACUCUUCCCUUAUAUGACAGUAUUGGAUUUUAAAGCGUUAUAUCCAUCCAUUAAACUAGAGCCUUGUUUUUGCCACUUAAGAGAUUUCUUGUUAAACAAAAUCAAAAAUACAGAAAAGAAGAGAAAACAGAUACUAGAGCUGACGCAUCUAACCACAUAUUCGUCGAUAUUUAACUUCAAAGGAGUCACAUAUGCGCAGCAGAAAGGUGUAGCAAUGGGAAGCCCAAUAGCAGGUACGCUAUGUGAAAUGGUUUUAAGAACAUUAGAGAACAACAUCAUACCAAAAUAUGGAAUGCAAAUCGUAUUAUAUGCUCGGUAUGUCGACGACGUGCUUAUCAUAUGGAAAGCAAAACCAAUACUACAGCAAUUUAUAAAAGACAUCAAUGACAACAAUUUUGGCCUAGAGAUUGAGCUGGAACAAGAAAAUGAUAAAAUUAUACAUUUUCUGGAUUUAUCAUUACAAAUAGAUAAAGGGGAUAUAACUACAAAGGUGUACAGAAAGCCUACAUAUAACCCAUUAUUUAUUCCCUGGAAUUCUCACGACCCAGCAACCUAUAAACUUGCAGCUUUCAGGGCGCUCAUAGCAAGAGCGCACUCGCACUGUAGCAAAAGGCAAGAUAGAAAUGAAGAGAUGCAAUAUAUAAAAAAGCUAGCAAGGCAGUUUGGGGUUAACAUUAAGGCUAUAACCAACAAAACAAAAACAGGCAGCAACGAGCUCAAUCUAAGAAAUAAAAGGGAAGAGUAUACGAUGAUGGAGUACAGGGCGCAGUUAAAUAAUAUAUACAAAAGAAUAGGAGCAGCAACAAAAAAGAAAAUAAUUUACAAAAGAAAUCCAACAGUUUACCAAAUGUUAAGAACAGACAAAGACGAGGUAGACGGAAACCUUCUGCCCGGAGUAUACAGAGUUCCAAUAACAGAUAAAAGGCGACAGAAAGAGCUGUUUUACAUUGGAGCUACAGGGAGAUCGCUCAAAGAAAGAAUGAUAGAGCACAAACGAAACAUACGAAAUGAGCAGCCAGUCACAGCGCUAGCGACAUACAUCCUAGCAGACCCUACAGAAGUUAAAGCAGAGUGGGAUAAGGCAAAGUUAAUACAAAAAAUUCACGACAAAAGGCAUCUCAAAUACGCAGAGGCGUGGCAUAUUUGUAAAAAUAGUCAAGAAGGACAAGCAAUUAACUUUAGAGAAGCAAGUAAAAUAUCGGAAGCAUGGAGAUCGAGCUUAAUAUAACGGAGCGAAAUAAUAGAAAUAGCAAGACAAAUUUUGGAAAAGCAUGCAUAUGAAAGGUGCAAUCGGGCUACACGUGCAUUAUUAUUAGUGAUUUUAUGGUUAUAUUUAGCAUUGUUGUCUUUAUUUAUGUUAGGUUCAUAUAUGUAUGGUUUGAUGUAUCGUAUUAGUGGUUAU